AGUUAGAGUGCGACCGUCGUUGUGGUAACGCAGAAGAAACAGCUUCUGCAAGAUCGAGCAAACACUUAUUGUUAGAGGCUUUUUGUAAUCUAAUUUUAUGAAAAAUAAAAAAAAAAAGACGUGAGAUAGUGAUAAUGAUCUUGAUUUUUUAAUUUAAAGAAAACUUUUGUGGUUGUGUUUGCUUUUCCUUUCAUGAAGGAUAUCUUCACGAGAGUGUGAUCCCAAGUGUGAGAUUUGUGAUCUCAAAAUGACUCUCAAUCCUUCCCCCUAAUCCUGUGUGUUGAUUUAUUUUUUAUACCGAAUUUGUGAGACCUUUUAGCCGAGUUUUGGAACAACAGGUGCUUGAAUGGAAUUUAUUACGAAAUUUAUGUGUAUUUGCUUGUAAAAGUUUUGUGCUUGGGUGCAACACAGAAAAAGUUGAAUAAAGUGCGGGAAAAAUGAUAGUUAUCAAAAGGGGUGAAUAUUUUUCACUCUUGAGCUCCAUUUUUGUUAUUUCGGUGUUUCUUUCCAUCAAAUAUCCUGCCGUAUUCGCCACCCAUUCACCAAGUACCCACAAAUCUUCAUCCACCAAAGAUAACAUAACAAUAUUACCGCAGCAUAUUCAGGAGCAAUGUAUCCACAAAUGUCCAGAACAGAAUCGCACUAAUUCAGAACAUCUUGACAUUGGAUGCAAUGGCGAUUGCUAUAUCAAUCAUUGCAUUUUGGGUUGUCGAUUGUGGGAACAAGCAUUGGAGUCUUCAUGCCAGACUGUUUGUAAUAAGACUGACCAGGAAUUACUAGAGCCUAAAGAAUUAUAUUGCGUCGUGGGAUGCAAUGAUGCCCUUAAUAGGUAUUUUAAGUGGGUGAAAGCUGAGGUAGGCAUACCACCAGCUCCUGCUCUUGUGGCGGAUACAUUGACGGCUACAUCUCUCUCCUUGGAAUGGGAGAUACCUGAAAAAUUUGCUCUACUCACACGUGGGAAACUGCAUUCAUCACAGAGCUAUCUAGUGCAGUGGCGAUAUGAAGAAGUUGUUGGAGAUUGGAAGUUUUGUAGAAAUCAGAGUAUGGGCGACAAUUCAACAGUUCGAGUAGAUAAUUUGCAACCCUACACCAAAUACAGAUUUCGUGUGGCCCUGCUCCUAUCCAAACAACACGAUGAGUUUCUGACGUCUGAGCAGAGUGUAAUAAUCAGUACGUUGCCUAUGGGUGUUCCCCUAUCGGAGCCAGCAAUCGUAAGAGCAGUGGCUGUUGAUCACACAAGGAUUUCUGUAACAUGGGAACCUGGCCCAUUUCCCAAUGGGCCUGUCCUUUCAUAUGUGCUGCAGAUCAGGGAUUUGUCAUUGAACAUCUCCGCGUUGAAGGAUAUAUCGGCUAUGGAGAAGACUCACUUUUACAUGUUCGAAAAGCUAACACCCUCAAACAACUAUUCAGUGUCUGUGACAAUGAGGAACGCAGAAGGAGAAGGACCAGCAGCAUUAACCAUUGUAUCCACACCCCCGGAACCAGAAUUGUCAAAUGAUGAACCGAACCCAACAUUCAUUCUUGGCACAGAAUAUUCUGUGUUAUCCCAAGGAUCGGAUCUUCUGACGGAAUCGUCGAAAGAAUUCUAUACAACGGACAUUAGAAUUCAAGGAAUUGCCAUUCAUAUUGCAAAACAGCUCCUAUUUGUUUCAGAAGAGAGUGGGUUUGUCUACAAAGCACCAUUGGAAGUUGUAGGACAUAAAACUACAGUUCUAUCACCGCAUUCGGGUUUAAACUUUUUACCUCAACUUUUAUCAAUUGAUUGGCUCAACAAUCAUUUAUAUAUUCUUGGAGAAGUACGGCACCCACAUGCUCAUAGAAUGUGGCAAAUAUCAAGAUGCGAUCUAGACGGAAAGGGUCUAACAGUAGCUACUGCAGGGUUGGUUAGUAAACCUAAUCAUAUUGAAGUGGAUCCAUUCAACGGAUAUCUAUUUUGGGUGAUAACCGGCUAUGCAAUCGAUACUGGACUGUUUCGUUUAGAUCUUGGUGAUAUAUCUAACGGAGUUAAGCACAAAGUUAAGCCUCUACAUAUGAUUCAAGGACAGAACCUAGCACCAUUUACAGUGGACCAUACAAGAUUUCGUAUUUUAGUACCCUUUCUGGACAACAAUACAGUAAUUUCAGUUUCCCUUGACGGAAAAGAUCGCGAAAAUAUUCGGCCAAAUACAAAUCAACCAAGAUUCAAUGACGUUAGAUCAUUGACAAUGGCUAAUGGCUUAUUUUAUUGGACCAACGGAGAGGAUAUCAUAACAGAAGAUUUUCAUACAACCCAGAAAACUUAUUUCCACAAUGCCUAUCCAGGACUGUCAAACCGAACUUAUCUUUCCAUAUGUAUCAAUCUCAAUUCCGCACAGCCGAUACCAAUUCCAGUUAAUCCACCGAGCAACAUACAAGCACUUUUGAGUGCCAGCAAGGCUAAGGUAUCCUGGAGAGUUCCACAUUUGUUAGGCAACCAAGGCAAAGGAACUUGGCAAAAUUGGAAGUAUGAGCUUGAAAUUAUGAAUGAAACGUCUAAGAUUACGUAUCGAGAUCUCAAGACCGCACAUGUAUAUGUUGAUGAAUUGCGACCCAAUACAAUGUACAUCUUUAGAGCGGCAGCUUAUACUAAAGCCGGUAAAGGACCUUGGAGUACAGAAUUUCGAGCUAAAACUUUAAAUUCUCUACAUAGUCGUUAUAUAAUUUGGUCAUCAGACAAUGGACUUCUUCAAAGUGAUGUAAUCGGCGAACAUAUUGACACCCUCAUUUCUCAAACUGAGCUGGGUGAACACUACGUUUCGGAUAUUGCAUGGAUCGAAGAUAUGCUGUUCUUCGUUAGUAAUUCUAGUUUGAACUUUUUCAAUAGAACUAGCAGAACUAUAACUAAACUAGGCGAUUUUGAUUAUGUAGAAAGUAUUGCUGUAGACUGGAUAGGAAAGAGACUGUAUUGGUCUAAUCCAACUCAACAAUUAAUAACCAGAAGUCAUCUAAACGGGGAUCAACAAGAAACUUUACCAAUAUUAGCAGUCGCCAAAGAAUUACGUAUUGAUUCUUUAAGAGGAUUUAUCUACUUUUCAACAGGACAUGCAGUUGAAUCGUGUAGAUUAAAUGGAAAGAAUCGUAGAACUUAUUACAGCGUGGAGCUUUAUUCCGGACUGCAAGUUAUGGGAUUAACUUUAGAUCUGGACAAUCAACUUGUCUACUGGAUUGUUCGACGUUACGAUAGCUCUAGUCUCUAUAGCGCCCCUAUGGCUGGAAGUCUAGCUCCCAAUGUCAGUGUUGUAGAAACAAAGCUUCGGGAAGCAUCAUUGCAAGGUCCAUUAACUCAUUUCAGUGAUCGCCUACUCUGGCUUCAAGACAAUAAGACUGUAAUUGUUGGAGAUAUGACGGGAAAGAAUUUGGCGCAGAUCAAUAGUACGAAACUAAAUGGUAUCCGAGCAAUCUCUGUUAUAGAUCCAACUCAUCACAUUUAUCCAUCAAACUUAUCUUCCGUUAAUGUGAUACCAUGUCAGAUUAGCAAUAAAUCCAUCCAUAUAAGGGGUGUUUGGACAUCUUUCGAUAUCAUAUGGGAUCCAAUAGAAAAUGUAAACUAUGGCCAAGUUUUCUAUGAAAUUCGAAUCCACGCUUCUGGACACAAAGACAUUGUUAGAGAAGUAAUAGAACCUGUAUGGCACUACAGCUCUCAUACGCUGCAACCCUAUAGCCCACUUGAUAUAACAGUACGGCCUUUUACAUUCUGGGGAUCAGCCGUACCUACAAGAACCCACAUUCAUUCACCUCCAGCUAAACCAACAGUACCAACAAAUUCUAGAAUUUUCAUUACACAUUACGAUGAUCCUCUACGAGGUGGACUCAAUAUUGAAGCUACUUUUAGAUGGAAUCCACCUUUACAUCCAAAUGGACCUAUUUUAGGCUAUCGUCUAGAUUGUUGGUACGAAGAAGAUUUUAAAGAAAAAGAAGUGUUCAAAGGUCUUGAUGUAGCAGCAUCCGUUGAAGAGAAAGUUUUGUCAAAUCUAGUACAAAAUGUAACUUAUUUCUUCAGAGUUCUUGCUUACACAGGCGCAGAUAGUGGGGACUAUACGGGAUCCCUAAGUGCUGAAACUGCCAGAGAAAAACCGAUUCCCAGAGUCUUAGUAUCAACAAAAGAGCAAAUCAUUAUGGUUGAUCUUGACUUGAACAAAAGUAGCCCAAUUCUUAACACGGGAAAUGCUGCGAAAUUUAUGACUUACAUUGCCAGAGAGAAAAAAAUCUUUUGGAUAAAUGAAGUAAAUGAAGUAAUGUCAUACAAUGGAACGACACAAACUAAAUUGUACACUAUUAAUUCGGAAGCUCUAUCUUUAGCUGUUGAUUGGGUAUACAGAAGUUUGUAUUGGUCUCACAUUGAUGGCAACACAUCUGUAUUAUCUAGCCUCGAUUUAACAAAGUAUGAAGCCUACAAAGGUGGAGUUGUUGAACUCGUUAGAAGAGAAGGGAUAAUUCAGAAUAUCUUGGUGUCUCCUAUGGAUCGAAUGAUUAUUUGGACUGAGCGCAAAUCAAUCGACGAUGAUACAACACAAAUAUAUUCUUACAAUAUAUAUAGAGGUUUAAUCAUGAGUUUGGAACUUUUUCCAUCAGAAAGGUGUCCGAAUAUCUCACUCACAUCAAAUUUCCGUCCAUUUGCUCUUGAAACAAAAUCCAAACGCGAGACUCACAUGAUUUGGACCGAUAAAAAUCUCAAUUUAUACUCAACUAGUCUUUCAACGGAGCACUGCAAAGUUAUAGAUUUCCACUACAAUAAUUCAAUUUUGAAUUUUGUCAAAGACUCUUCAAGAAUUUACUGGAUAUCUCACGAUAAUCAUAUCUACGCUAAAAAUGAUCAUGGUACCAAAACCUACAAUCUGUACGUCCCUCGAGUGGAAACGCUGCUUGCUUUUUAUCACCAGGCUUAUCCUGAUAAGAAAUGUUUAAUUCCAAAUUUCAAAGAAUUCUCAAAAUACGAAGCUAGUCUUAUGUUAUCAACAUCAAAUACGAUUAAACUAAAAUUACCUACUCCAACACCGGUGCUAGGAUGCAACAAUCCGAUUCCGGCCAUCAAAUACGCCAUCUACUUCCAAGCAAUUGAUGGUCAUCACAGUGAUGACUCGAAAUGCAAUACAACAACAUGCCAAGUAGAUUAUUCAUUUGAAAACAUCAAGACUAUUCAUGGACUAAAACCUUUUACAAAGUACAAAUUUCAAAUUGGUGUUAGCAAUUACUAUGCCGAUAAAAUGCAUCUUCGAAUGCACCUAGGUCCAAGCAAAAUUUACUCAACAGCCGCAGGAGCACCGUCAGAGCCAACUGAUAUCAAAGCAGAAGUUAUAAGUCCAAAUGAAGUAAACGUAACAUGGCAUAAGCCAAAAGAGAUUAACAGCAAUGAAAUUUGGUACGAAAUUCACUGGCAAACUGAGAAUCCUAUAACAGGGAUACGUAAUCGUCAACAACAAGUUGUCUAUACCACUCAUCAUUCUCUUACAAAACUUAUUCCCAAGCAAUCCUAUAUAAUCUGGGUACGAGCUUACUCAACUAGCGAUAUGUUUUCAGAAAGUGAAAUUGUAGGAGUAGAGACAUUCCAGGAACCCGAUAAUAUUACCCUGCUUAUGAUCACGUCUACUUCACUCACAUUAACCUGGCAGCCUCACAAGAAUGUUUCUAGAUUCCAGUUGGGUUACGUGGUUCUCAGUAAUCCCAGUAUUGCGCCAUUUGUAGUCUAUGACUCUAAACAUCCUGAAGAAUUUGUACCUUUUAACGGAACUUUUAAAGUGACAAAUUUGGAACCUAAAACAACAUACAAAUUCUAUGUGCUACUCUACUAUCCUAAGCGAGAUUAUCCGUAUUCUUGGCCACUUGAUAGUCGAUCAGUAUUCGAAACGCUGGGCGAUAGACCUACAGCUCCCGGUAAACCACUUGUAAAACAUCUUAGUGGAGACGUUUACAAAGUUUUUUGGGAACCUUCCAAAGAUAAUGGUGCACCGAUCGAAGAGUAUAGUUUAGAAGCUCUACAAUCAAAAUCAAUCUCAAACAGAGUUCGGCGAUCUCCUACGCUUGAGAUCAGUAGCGUAGACGUAGAGAAAAUACCUCUUCAUAGAAGCAUAGACGAAAAUGUUACGGAGGUAGAAAACAAAAUAACUUGGACAGAAGAUUCCACAAUUGAUGAGCGAUGGAAAAUUUACUAUAAUGGUACAGAACUCUACUGGAUUCCACAGGAACUCAUCCCUAUUCAUGUAUACUCCUUUCGGGUAAGAGCAAGAAAUUCAUACGGUUGGGGUCCGUAUAGUUCAACAAGCGAACCAAUCAGUGAACCAUAUGUUGAUGUAACGAACAAAAACAGCAUGAUUAUCAUCAUUGUGAUCUCAAUGAGCUUCGUUCUCCUCAUUGCUUUGAUUGUUUGCAUUAUAACUUUUUUCGUACGGAGAGAUACGGAUAAAAAAAUUUUUCCCGAUACUACACCACGAAUUCCUGAUGUGGAGCUUGCAAACCUAAGGGAAAUGCCCCAUGGAGCAAGUUUUCAUGUUAACGUACUCUACACAACAGGACCUCUUUCGGAAUCUGAUGUGGCAUCACUUCCGCAAAUACGAAGAGAUCAAAUCACAAUGACAAAGUUCCUGGGAAGUGGUGCAUUUGGUGAAGUUUACGAAGGGUGUGUGAAGGAUUCAGAUGAUUCUGAAACCAGGGUGGCAAUCAAGACAUUGCGGAAGGGGGCAACUGAACAAGAAAAGGCUGAGUUUCUCCAGGAGGCUCACCUAAUGAGCAACUUCAAACAUGAGCACAUUCUACAGUUAAUAGGGGUGUGCUUCGAUAUUGACUCCUUGUACAUAAUUAUGGAACUAAUGCAGGGAGGUGAUUUGCUCAGCUUUCUUCGUCAGAGCCGACCAACACUGGAACAUCCCUCAUCACUUACACUUCUCGGCCUGGUAUCUAUGUGCGUAGACGUGGCAUCUGGCUGUCGUUAUCUAGAGGAAAUGCACUUUGUUCAUCGAGAUUUGGCCUGUAGAAACUGUUUGGUAUCGUCAUCGGAACCAGAUCAUCGAGUUGUCAAAAUUGGUGAUUUUGGUCUAGCUAGAGAUAUUUACAAAAAUGACUACUACCGAAAGGAAGGAGAAGGCCUUCUACCGGUUCGGUGGAUGUCUCCUGAAAGCCUCGUAGAUGGCGUUUUUACAUCGCAAUCCGAUAUAUGGGCUUUCGGUGUACUAUGCUGGGAAAUUAUGACUCUAGGUCAGCAACCCUAUCCUGCACGCAACAACCUUGAAGUCUUACACUAUGUUCGUGAUGGUGGACGCUUAACACGGCCCACAGAUUGCCCAGAAGAUCUUUAUCAACUUAUGCUAAAAUGCUGGAGCUAUUGCCCUGAGGAUAGACCUACAUUUCGUUAUUGUCUAGAAGUUCUACAAACCUUAAAGAACAAUACAAGUGACUGUAUACCAAUCACAGUGCAGCAUAUUUAUCGAAAUGGUGGCAUAUUUAACCGAUCAUAUUUAUUCGCCGACGAAAACCAUAAUCACAACUCAGCUGGAAACAAAGUUGUGAGCGGAGACUCUGGAAUUACAUCUCUUCCGAGUCAAAGAAUAGAUCACUCCAUACCAACAACGUCAACGGGUACAGAGUCAAUACCAAAAUAUAUAGAAUUAAUUUAUAGUAGUGAUGACAAGCCCCCUAAUCUUGUGAGUGAAGACUACGAGAUUCCCAUUACAAGUUUACCCUUGACUGAGGUUAGUACAAAGUUACCCAACUGCAACACAAUCCUCACCGUGGCAGUUCCAGACACUGCAGAUACAUGCUCAAGUUUAGACGCUCUCCUACCAAACCACGCUGCUGAUGGUAAACUUCAUCCAGUACCAAUAAUUUACUCAAACACAACUGCCGUACCCUCGACGUCUACAGAUGGAAAGCUCGUGUCAUGAGACUCAAUCGUUCCACAUUUCAUACCAAAAUUACUAUAGAUAUGUACAUUUUUUCCAUUCUGUUUGUUAGUAGCAGAACUUAGACCUGUUCGUAAGUAGAGAUGAUACAGAUUAGAUUAGAUCAAAAUUUUCUGGGCAUUAAUUUAUCUUAUUUGAUCAGUUACUUUUCUAACUGAUAAACCUAAAAAUUUUCAUGAUAAACCAAUACAUAUUUUGAUAAUUAUUUAAAAAACAAAUGUAUUUUUAUACAGUAAAUAUUGCUAAAUAGAAUUCUAGUUUGUUUUAAAGUUAUGUAAAGUUGCAGAAACCCCAAAAAUCUGCCUAAGACACGGUUUUAAAGCAUAAAAUUUGAAAUAUAUAAAAAUGUAGGUAUUGAUAACCAAAAACAAAGAUCCUAAUGACUAAUUACUUCCCACAAGUUUUUCUCAUUACCCCAGGUUAUCACUACUUUUUUUUCAUUUCAUCCAUUUCAAUUUUUGAAAAUAUUAAUGAUGAAAAUAAUAAUUUUACAUAUUUUAUUUCUAUAGGUACACUGUUUAGUAUUAUUUUAUCAUUGAUCUUUAGAUCCUGAAUCAUCUCUACUUAGCGUUCCUUAAUCCAGAUUAAAGACACUUAUAUUAAGUGUAUGUAGUUUUAAUUAAUUCUAAAUUAAUAAAUUAUAUGAAAAAUGUAAAUAUAUUUUUAAUAGGAAUUAUAAUUUCUAUUAGAAUUUAAGGUUCAUACCAAAUAAAGAUUUUAAAUAGUAAAAAGAAAAAAACAAUAAAGUGCUAAAACUUAAUUCA
Lutzomyia longipalpis is the source of this 8674-nucleotide messenger RNA. It is a transcript of the gene sev, whose product is annotated as protein sevenless. Lineage: Eukaryota; Metazoa; Arthropoda; Insecta; Diptera; Psychodidae. The transcript is spliced from 12 exons. The coding region runs from base 438 to 7892 and encodes 2484 amino acids. Gene Ontology annotation, cellular component: membrane; signaling receptor complex. Gene Ontology annotation, molecular function: protein binding; ATP binding; transmembrane receptor protein tyrosine kinase activity. The record is from RefSeq and is a predicted model, not a curated record. Gene Ontology annotation, biological process: regulation of TOR signaling; positive regulation of kinase activity; multicellular organism development.